Messenger RNA from Brienomyrus brachyistius, 8032 nucleotides. RefSeq names its product methylcytosine dioxygenase TET2-like. Gene Ontology annotation, biological process: oxidative demethylation; myeloid cell differentiation; positive regulation of transcription by RNA polymerase II. NCBI's taxonomy places the organism in Eukaryota, Metazoa, Chordata, Actinopteri, Osteoglossiformes, Mormyridae. Bases 297 to 5252 code for a protein of 1651 amino acids. Gene Ontology annotation, molecular function: DNA 5-methylcytosine dioxygenase activity. The transcript is spliced from 10 exons. The record is from RefSeq and is a predicted model, not a curated record. Gene Ontology annotation, cellular component: nucleus.
ACACACACACACACACACACACGAGAGCACCAGGACGCCGCUCGGAGAGGCCGCAGCGCCCCCACACGUCUCCCUCACCGCCCGCACAGCCGCCCCAGCUGUGACGUCACAACCACCCAUGAAUAUUGAUGUGGGGGCCUGUCUGUCUCAUAGACGAACAGAAGGAAACAAGAUGGCGGUCGAGUAGGACUUGUUAAAGGGGAGUGCGGACGCUGUGCUGGGAUUCUGUGAAGUGGAGGGACGUAAAACAAGGAGACAAAGAGGACCGCCCUGUGCAUGGAGCCAGUGCUGACCAGAUGGAAACAGAGCAGGCCAAUCAUGAGGAGGAAGAAAGACUGAUACAUUCACCUCCCAGUCCUCAGCUGAACGGAAACAAGAUCUCCAAACUGCAAAAUGGAAACCAGCUACCAGGAGGAUUCACUCAGGAAGUCAAUGGGAAUGACACCUGGAACCACUUCAAAGGCUACACAGAGGUUAGCCAGAUGAAGAGGCAUCACCAAAUCCAUUCUUGCUCUGCUGAUGCACAGAAUAUGUUUGAAAAUAACUCGUACAGGACCAACGGCGAAAUAAAGCAUGCCUGUAGCGAGCCGCCAUCACAGCGACCUCACCAGGAGAAAGAGUGCCGCGUGGAUCCCAAGGUAAAUGGAGAGGCAGACAGCGUAGGAAUCCCUUUAAGCAAAAGCGACCAGCACUGUUUUUCUGAGUUUACAGAGGCAGAAGAAGUGGACUGUGAUGCUUUACAGGAGCAGCGGUCGGAUACGAGAAUCUGCGCCUUUGCUGAGGGGGGGGGUGUCUUUUCACAUGGGAGGGGCAAACCAACAGCAGCAGAGUCUAAUGGUGCUACAAUGACCUCGGCCGCCAGGGAGGGCCUGAACAGCAACACUCUGGAAGAAGCACUGUGUCAGUAUUACCCAGACCACAGCACUCCUUCACCACCUCAAGAGAAUGCAACCAAGCAUCUAGCUACAGAGGAUGCUCCUGAACGGGUCGUGCAUUCUCCAUUCCUUACCUCAGGUUUGCCUACAUUACCCCAAAUCCCUUCUUAUGGUCAACGGGACAAAAACUUUGUGGAAGCAGGAAGCCGCGUGGACUACGGCAGAGCGCUGUUGAUGGAAUCCCAACAGCCUCAGCAGCAGCUCCGUCCUCAGGAUAUCUCAGAAGGAGCGGUCCAGGAGGAGCUUGUCCCUGGAAGGGACCCACUUAUGUUACACAAUCAGAACACGACGGGGAGGCUGCACAACUGUCUGCAUCCCACUGACAUUUAUCAGGGUUCGAGUGAGAAACUGAAGGAGACGUUCCUGGGAAUUCCAUCUCAGACAGGUGACACUGGCAGCCCAGACUCCUUCAGCGAUGAAGCUGUCCUACAAAUCAUAGAAAAUGCAGGGUCAGACCCUGAGGACUGUUUACUGGCCUCGAAUAGCACCCUGCUUUCCCAGAAAUAUGAACAGCAGGUCCAGUUGGGCAUCCAGCAGCAGGCAGACAGCCGUGGACAAGAUAUUCAUUAUGGUCUACAGAACCUUGCUGGGCCAGAUUUGUCAAACCAACAAACCCCCACAAACCUGGUGGAAAAUAUUCCAGAUUUGAAGUGUGAUCAAGCUCUUCAUACUCAAUCAGUGCGAAAUGCAGAAGAAAUAAGGAGAGCUGAAAAUGCCCUGGCUCUCAAAAGAGGCGCUGAUGGGACAUCCCAGUCAGGAAGGGUGAGCCGUGAUCUGAGCUGGAUCGAUCUGAAUUCCUCCCCUCCUGUACAAGCAUGGAAGACCUUUGAUUCCCAUUUGCAUCAAAGACACAUAGAAGCAGGCAGUGCUGAACCCACAGGAGGUGCUCAAACACAAGAUUUCAAGAUGUCCAGCAUGCAACAACAUGAAGAAUACCCUCACCUGUCCUACAAGAAAAGGUUUGAUCACAUCAACCAACCUCAGCAUGGGCUGAUGCAGACGUAUAAUGACGCCAAUGAUGCAGGAAUUGGCGAUAAUUAUAAAUUUGACAGAACGGCACGGCUCCCCCUGCAGUCAGAAGAUGCUCAUGAGCCUAUGGCCAAAAAACAAUGCAUGCAACAGCAACAACUUGUGCCAAACCAAAACAAGGUUCUGCAGGUCCCAGCAGCACCAACACUAAUGCGAAAAAGGGCUCAGUUUCCUCAUGACAUGUCGAUACCACAGGGGCCGGAAUGUUCGACCUUACAGAUGUGUCUUAAAGCAGAGUCACGGGGAUGUUGCUCGCAGCAAGGGCUGCUUCAGACUCCACAGCAACGGGAACUCCAGAGACACGCAGCCCUUAGGAUGUACCUGCUGCAGAAGCAGGAGAGACAGGAGCACCAGAAAACCCAAGAUGAUUUUAAAUACCGGCUAAAGGCUAUUAAAACAGAGAAUGACUUGGGAUUGGAGUCUCUAAGCACACAUCACAUUCAGGAGACUGGAAACCCUUCUCCUCAGAUACCCGUGAAGCAGGAGGAACGACACGCUACCUGUGCAUUGCAGCAGGAUAGCAUUAUCACCACCACGGAACAUCACUUAAAGCAAUACCAGCUAGCAGCUAACUUGCAUAGAGGAGAUCCCCUGGCCAUGAAGUUGCCUAAUAAAGUCAAGGUGGAGACUUCGGGUCCUGUGACCGUCCUGUCAAUGCAUGCAAACCUCGAGGGCGUAGACACAGGACCUACAGCUGAGAAAAACAGCUCGUUGCAAGUCAAUCAUGAGAAGAACUCAGUGUCCAGUCUUAGCACUUUCCUCGAAUCUCCCAGAAGACUGCUGGACCCUCGAGUCAAAAGCCUGCUAGACAUGCCUGUGAAAACGCAAUAUGAGAUUCCAUCCUGUCACUGUGUCGAGCAACUCAGCGAGCGAGAUGAAGGACCCUACUACACUCACUUAGGAGCAGCCCCAAACGUAGCAGCCAUACGGGAGCUUAUGGAAAAGAGGUUUGGUCAGACUGGCAGUUCUAUCAGGAUCGAAAAGGUGGUUUACACCGGAAAGGAGGGGAGGAGCAACCAGGGAUGCCCAAUAGCCAAAUGGGUGAUCCGACGAGGCAGUGAGGAGGAGAAGCUGUUGGUGCUGGUCCGGGAACGGGCCGGUCAUACAUGUGCGACGGCCGCCAUCGUGGUUGUGAUUCUCAUCUGGGAGGGCAUCCUCACCAGCCUGGCCGACCAGCUCUACACAGAGCUCAGUGACACCCUGACCAAACACGGGGUCUUGACCAACCGCAGAUGUGCCUUCAAUGAAGAGAGAACAUGUGCCUGCCAGGGCUGGAACUCCGACACGUGUGGAGCCUCCUUCUCCUUCGGCUGCUCCUGGAGCAUGUACUACAAUGGUUGCAAGUUUGCCCGAAGUAAAACCCCCAGAAAAUUCAAGCUGCUUGUGGAUGACCCCAAAGAGGAAGUGAAAGUAGAAAAAAACCUGCAGAAUCUUGCUACUUUAAUAGCUCCUGUUUAUAAGAAAAUGGCACCGGAUGCAUAUUCUAACCAGGUGGAGCAUGAGAACCGGGCACAGAGCUGCCGCUUGGGGCUGCAGGAGGGCCGGCCAUUCUCUGGGGUCACCGUCUGCAUGGACUUCUGUGCUCAUGCUCACAGAGACCUUCACAACAUGCAAGGAGGCAGCACAGUGGUGUGCACUCUGACUCGAGAAGACAACCGGCAGAUCGGGAAGAUCCCUGAAGAUGAGCAGCUGCACGUUCUGCCCCUGUACACAGUGUCCCCCACCGACGAGUUUGGAAGCGUGGAGGGCCAGCAAAAGAAGGUAGAUUCGGGUGCCAUCCAGGUGCUGAGCGUCUUCCGGCGGGAAGUGCGCAAGCUGCCUGAGCCGGCGAAGCCCUGCCGUCUGAGAAGGCUGGAGAACAGGAAGGCAUCAGCCAGCAAGCCCCCGAACCCUGACACACCCAAUUCCAAGGGUGAGAAAGCUCUUCAGGUGAAACUGAAGCAGGAGAACACAGGAGAUGCACAGAGUGCAGCAGAAUCAGGUCCCCAUAUAGGCCCCUCUCACAUGGCUGCCACAGCACUGGCCCAUCAGCCCCAAUCAGUGACACAGCACCAGCAGCUCCGCCCGCCCCCCCCUUACCCAGGCUCCCCACAGCACCCGCAGCCAAACUACGGCCACUUUCCACACCAGGCCGACCCAUUCUCAAAAUCACCAGCAAGUGGCAGCUGCUAUCCAUCUACUUUGCGUGUUCCAAGUGAACCGCAUCCUGCAAGUUCUUAUCCAGGUCCUUUGAACAAGGGGAAUCUCUACCCCGGAUACCCAUGCAAUGGAGCAGUCCCUGUGGACGCCUUUAAUCCAUACUACUCUUCAAAUGUAAAGCAUCUCAACAUUUACCCAUCUCAAGGGCCUCAGCUGUACCCGCCGCAGUAUGCCAGCCAGCCUCCUUUUGGAGUCGGCUACCCGCCUCAGCAUGCAGACCCUGGUGCUCAAGUCAGCUACGGCCAAUGUAACUCAGCUUCUACGGUGCAUCCAAUGGGUCCUUUUCCCUCAUUUAGCCUUAAUGGUAGGUGUGACCCUCAGUACAUGGAGGCUAUAUCUCAACAGCCUUCUUCCCAUCCAGACUACGGAGCCAUGAAUAAAAGCAGUCAAUAUGGUGCAGCUCCCAACUCAUACUUUGCCCAAGCUUUUAAGAUGUUCGGCCCAGCUCAAGACUCUAUCCAUGUGCAUAACGUCGCAGAGAUGGAAUUGCGUGGCAUCAACGGGAAGGUUCCGGGAACAGAGAGCUCCACUGAGCCGGGCUUUGGGCUGCCCAAUGGCAACAUGCAAGGUGGCCUUGAACAGCCAGAAUCAGGGGGGCCUAAGUCUGCUAAAAAUGAGGAAGAGUGGUCAGACAAUGAGCACAACUUCCUGGAUCCAAACAUCGGGGGCAUUGCGAUAGCUCCCAGCCACGGCUCCAUCCUCAUUGAAUGUGCCAAGCGAGAGCUACAUGCCACUACGCCACUGAAGAAGCCGGACCGGAAUCACCCGACCCGCAUCUCGCUGGUCUUCUACCAGCACAAGAACCUGAAUGAGGCCAAGCACGGGUUGGCAGCGUGGGAGGCCAAAAUGGCCGAGAAGGCUCGUGAGAAGGAGGAGGAUGCAGAGAGGAAUGGCAAUGAGACGACACCCAGCAAAGGCAAGAAGAUCAAGCGGGAGCAAAGCCACCUGCUGCAGUUCCUGGACCCGUCAUGCAGCCACGACAUCCGAGCCAUGACCCAGGGCUCGGUGUCCAGCACCACCAACACCUACAUGUACACGGCACCAUACGUCUUCACUAAGGUAACAGGAUCCUACAGCACCUUGGUUUAGCGUUCAUAUUCAGGUCUGCAACCAUAAAUUCAGGAGUAAUUCUCUUAAUUCUUUAUUCAUUCUAAACCUCAUGACCCCAGAUCUUACAAGUGAUGGAAAGUUCAGUUCAUGAUACACCCUCAGAUUCUAUGCAAAGGAUAGUAUGAAUGAUGAAUAAGGAGUAAAAAUGGCAAAGUGUGCAGCCCGGUCAGACACGGACCCCAGGCUGAGCUUUUCUUCUUGGUGUUACCGUGGGGCAAAAUCUAUUUAUUUUUUGUUACUGCUGUACUAAACUUGUGGUGCUUCUCGUCCUAUGCAUCAGGACGCUUAUUAAUGGAAACAAAUUUCCAUUUUCAUUUUUCUUCUUUUUAACUGAAUGAGUUUAUUUAAGCAAGCAAGAAACACAGACUUGAUGAGUAAGUAAAUUCAUGGUGCUAAAAAUAAGAUAUCAGUAAAACAAGAUUCCUAUUCAACUGCCUUCAUGUUCAUGUGUCACUUGCAGAUGUUUUUAAAAAGUUUUAAAAGAUGCAUUUCCAAUCAACAACUGGUGCCGGGAUUUGAAACAUGCAGUGGCCAGAUUUUAUAGACGGCUAAACAUUUUCAUAAUGUUUUUAUUUAAAAUAUUAUUAUUCAGAUAAUGCUACACCUGCAUCCAUAGUUACAGUAAAGUAUUCCAGCCAUUAAAGAGCCAAUGGAUGUUAUUAUUAAUGAGAAAUACAACUUCAGUUAUUAAAUGGCCUGUGUUCUGGGAGUUUGAAAACGGGUUUUUACACAUAUUUAUUGUGGUGCUUCAAUGAUAAAAAAUAAAAUAAUAAAUGAAUAAAUAAAGGUAGAAGUGAAAAGAGAAAAUAUUCUUAUUUUUAAUAUUGUUUAAGAUUGAGCCAUUUUAAGAGCACCGUUCUGAAGAUGCACAUGCACAGCGUGAUGUAACGAUUCCCUUUCCCUGUUCCGGGUCAUUCCACUAACCGGACAACUGUAACAACAUUCAGAGCAGUUCCUUUAAACAAAAACAACCUUCUGGGAUUAGCUACGACUUUUCUAAUGAUCAAAAAUGUUCAGAGAAGAUACAUUAAACACUGUUAACUCUAGAUAUGUUUGCAUACUGGUUUCAAAAGCAGCUGGCUUGCCGUGUGGUUUUUAAAGUGUAUUGUACGUGUAUAAUAUAAGAGAAACAUAUUUGUACAGUAAAUUAAAUUUCUGGCCUUUUAAAAUUGUCUGCUUUAGAUUUUAGUACUGUAAAGAAAAUAUUUCUUUUUUGGGUUUAGCUGAUUUUCUUUCAAAUGGUGCUAUCGACCUUCUGUAACUAUGUAUAAUGUGACAGUUUUUAUGAGCGGUCAGGACGUGAUGAAUGAUUGUCAUAUUACCUCAGAACUCAGUUGGCAAUAUGAGUAUAACUUAGUGGAUAAAAACUCUAGGUUUAUAUGUCAUCAUAUUCAUCAAAAACCAUUAGAUCAGAACGAUGCAAAAUGCAUCAUUUACUGUUUUUCAAAUUAGUCUGUUAUAUAUAUAUAACUUGAACUUCAAGUGUUUCUUUUAUAGCAAAAGCAGGGAUAUUUGAGUCCAUUUUCUAAGGUUACGUAACCUCUUGUAUAUCGACACGUUUUCCUCCUCAUGGGUUUGAAUCCUGCCUGUAUAUACUGUAUACUAUGAUGCAAAUUCAUUCUACAGGAAUAUUACCUUUAGUUUGUGUGUGUGUAAUUUUGAAGUGUAAAGACAUCGUUGAACGUCAAAGAACCGCAUGCACUGACUCGAGUAAAGGGAAACGAAUGGCACUUAAGGUGAAACAAACGCCAUCCGGCAUCCGACAAAGAUCAUGAAGAUGAAUAUAAUGAAUGUGCAUCGUAUGACUCUGUGUUAGCAGAUCAUAACCCACGCAAACUUUGUUUAGUCAUUAUCGUAUAAAUUAUUGUUUUUGUGUUUGUUUUUAUUUUUUUUAUUUGGUUGAACCUAAGGUUGUAUGUAACAAAUCACUCCAAUAUAUCAUUUAUACAAUCAUUUGUGAAAGCACUUCUUUUGUGUAAAAAAUAAAUGUAUAUGACUAAACUAAAUGUUGAGGUAUAAAUGUUACAGGUAAACUGUAUUACACCUUGUAAAGAAUCUCACUCAUGCAACAUGCAUGUGUAUUAAUAAACCUGGAUCUGAAAAUUGUUCAAUUUAAAAUGUUAAUAUAAAUUUGACAUAUCCUUUGUAGCUCCAGUCAGUUAAAAUGGAUGAAUUUACCCACAGUAAAUAUAUAGUCAGUUAAAAUGGAUGAGUUCUUACCAUUAAAUACACCUAAUGAAUGUUCUCUUGUAAACAGAGCAGGCUGUGAGUCUUGCAGCGUUCAGGGCUGAAUGGGAGAUACCUGGUGAAAUGCUGUUUGGGUGAAAUGAAAGGUCUGGGUACAGAUCCGAGUGUCCAUAGCAGCUAGACAGGGCAUGGACCGACAGUGGGGGUGUCGCUGCCGGAAACCAGCCGGAUGCCUUCUGCAUGGGGAGGGAAUUACUUGAAUGGCUUGUGGAGCUCGGCUGACACUGAAGGACCAGAGCGGCUCAUGCCGGAAUGGCUAAUGUGUGCUCUCCACGGCAUCUGGUACACACUAAAGGUAUGGCUUGUAAAAUGUACGGCGUUGCUUGUAAAUCUGAACAGCUCCCAUCUUCCGUGGUGUUUGGUGUGCUUUACAAAUACCCUAUAAAUGAUGAUGCUGAAUACUGUAAGCAUUGCAAUGUACUGAAUGCAGUUUCUGAAAACUGUUCAUUAUAUCAUUCCUGAUAUUGCUGAGAUGUGGGUGUUUCUAUUAAAAUUUAUAUUUAUUUAAAGCA